Brachypodium distachyon (stiff brome) is the source of this 1140-nucleotide messenger RNA. Its product is annotated as chromatin assembly factor 1 subunit FSM-like. NCBI's taxonomy places the organism in Eukaryota, Viridiplantae, Streptophyta, Magnoliopsida, Poales, Poaceae. The record is from RefSeq and is a predicted model, not a curated record. Bases 415 to 768 code for a protein of 117 amino acids. The transcript is spliced from 2 exons.
UCCCGACCAGGUGAUUGUUUAUUUUGUUCGCUUGCCCACCCCCGAUCCCUUUCUUCCCACGCGCGUGCAUCUGCUUGAGAUCAAGGCCGCCCUCGCCCGCCGCCAUCGCUGCCUCGUGAGCCAUCGUUGCCGCUGCAUGGGGAAGGCUGGUGAUGCCGCUCAAGAUCGAGAAGCACCCAGAGGAAGACGUCCACGGCGGCGAUGGAGCCAAGCCGUCCUUGCCGCCGCCACCGCAGCCUCGUGGCGCAUCGUUGGAGCGGCCCGGGAAGACAGGUGAUGCUGCUCGAGACCGAGAAGCACGCGGAGUAAGACGUCCAUGGCGUCCACGACGGCGAUGGAGCCGCCUCAUCCUCACCAGCCGCCACCGCCGCCUCUGCCUCGUGUGCCAUCGCUACCGCGGACUGAGGAAGACCGAUGAUGUCAGUGCUGCAGAAGUAUGCGGGAAGAGCUGCGGUGGUGUCGAGGAAGGCGAAGGUGUUUGGUCCGCUGGCGCCCGACUGCGGGAAGCUGCCGUUCGGGCGGGCGCUACUGCCCGAGCUGUCCGACCGCAUCGUCACGGUCCAGUUGCAGAAUCAAUUGAAGCGAAAGAGGGCUUCAAACUGUCCGGUGAAUGCUGCCGCAGAGAAGGAUGCUCUUGUGAUCUUGUCGCUAGGUGCACGAGAGGAGCUUGCAGCCGCAGGCUGGUUCGAGUACUACAAGGAGGUUUCUGUUUACAGGCUGCAGCUCGAUGGUAGCAAGCAGUCAAGUGUCAAGCAACGCAUGCAAUGAUUAAGUGCUAGCUUGAGGAGAGCAAGCUUAGACUAUCGAGGGACCAAGGUGAUGGAUGAGAUAUAUGAGAAGCUCGUGGAAAAAGAUGCCAUCAGUAGUCUGCUAGAAGCCUAGAAUUAUUUCACAUUUAUUUAUGUUGAAAUGGCUUAUUCUGUGCAGAUGGUCGGCAAUAUCAAAUACUAGUUCCUUACUAUUUCAUGGGAAGCUCAUGAAAUAGUUGCUAAAGCUUGGGAAACAGGUGAAAUAGUUACUUACUAUUUCAUCUGUAUAAUUUGUUUCUUGAUUUAAGUAGAAAGUUGGUUCCAAAUUUCAUCAUAAUGUGUUUUUUUUUUGCAAUUAAUUGCUACAUCUUAAUGACAGGGUUGCUCAACA